AUGACGGUCAUAUGUAAUACACGAUUAGCAAGUCAGCACACUCUACAGAAUUAUAUUCUGGAAAAAGGCGCAACCAACGUACAUCAGCCGAUACCUGCACUCUUGACAGCGGAUCCCGACUUCGAGAAGUCCAAGGGCCCUGGUCGAUUAAAGGGCAAGGCGCGCAAGCAGGCCAAAGAAGGUAACGCACCCUCUGUGGAGCCCAAGGAGUACAUGCUGAAAGUGGAGAAGAUCCUCAAACCGAUCACGCCGGAUCUGAAGAAGAGAGAAGAAGGCGAGGAGCAGAAGGAGUCGGAUGCCGCAGCGGUGGCGGCGGACGAGCCCUCCUCGAGCGGCAGCGCAGCCAACACUGCCCCCUCUGCUACGCCGCCACACCGCCAGUGUGGAAAAGCCGAAGAAGCUAUUCUCGCUGGAGAUUAUCCUGCAAGACCUCUGCUUGUCCAUGGGUUGUACAUGAAGGGGGUGCUUGACCUGGUAACCGAGGGAGUCUUCGCUGAGGACCCUGACAGUUGGCCCACACCGUUGUUCAAGCUCUGUGAGAUCCGACGUGCGGCGGCGCAAGAGGAAAAAGCAGGUGGUGAGGGCAUCCAGGACUUCGACACCUUCCUUGAAAUCCUGUGCAGCCUGAUUCCGAUACUGGGGGAAACUGUGGAAAACGAUUGUUUGCGGGUUCCGACGCCUAUCUCCGCGCACAGCUGCCGGAGCCUGACUGGACCAAGGAAAUGA
Molecule: messenger RNA, 726 nt
Organism: Aspergillus homomorphus CBS 101889
Lineage: Eukaryota; Fungi; Ascomycota; Eurotiomycetes; Eurotiales; Aspergillaceae
Exons: 6
Coding region: 1-726 (241 amino acids)
Source: RefSeq, a predicted model, not a curated record